Molecule: messenger RNA, 1332 nt
Organism: Mucor mucedo
Lineage: Eukaryota; Fungi; Mucoromycota; Mucoromycetes; Mucorales; Mucoraceae
Product: Dolichyl-diphosphooligosaccharide--protein glycosyltransferase subunit WBP1
Exons: 5
Coding region: 1-1332 (443 amino acids)
Cellular component (GO): oligosaccharyltransferase complex; endoplasmic reticulum membrane
Source: RefSeq, a predicted model, not a curated record
AUGAGAGGUUUAUAUUCAUUAACAGCUCUUGUGGUUUCUUGUGUGACACUUUUGUCCUCUGUCGUCGAGGGAAAAUCUUCAACUGGUAACCGUGUCUUGGUUUUAUUAGACUCUUUAACCGAAAAAGAUUCUUAUACACAAUUUUGGCAUCAGUUGGAAGAACGUGAGUUUCAACUCGUAUUCAAGAAAGCAGAUGACCCAUCCACUGCCCUACUUUACUUUGGUGAAUCACUUUUUAACCAUAUUAUUCAUUUUGCACCUAAAACAACCAAACUUGCACAACAUCAAGCAUUGAACAAUGUUCAACUUGUCAAUUUUGUUAAAAACGGUGGCAAUAUUCUCGCUGCUACAGGCGUCGAUCCCAGUGAUAAUGUUCGUGCACUCGCAGCCGAAUUUGAUAUCGAGUUAGAUUCAGAAACUGUUUACGAUCACACUCAUUUUGACAACGAUGACCACAGUCUUAUCACUACUAGCGAAUUCGUGGCACCUGCUGCUAUUAUCGAUUCCAAAGCAAUCGAAGCACCUGUACUUUAUACCGGCACUGGAUUAAGUGUCGGUCAACUUCCUCUCUCUACUGCUAUUUUAGCUGCCGAAUCUGAUGCUUUCAUUUCUGACUCGUACAACAAGCGUACCACUGCUACUGGAACUAUCACCUUAGCUGGUGCUAUGCAAUCUCGCAACAAUGCUCGUGUUACAUUUGUUGGUUCUCUUGAUGUCUUCUCUGACAAACUCAUUAGUGCUUCUAUCAAUGGAGACUCCGAGCAAACUUACGGUAAAUCUGGUAACGAGGAAUUUAUCGCUCAAUUGUCUCAGUGGACUUUCCAGGAGAAGGCUGUUUUAAAAGUUGUUGGACAUUCUCAUCACAAGCAAAACGAUACUGAACAACUUGACUGGUACCGUGUUAAAGAUGAUAUCGUAUAUGACGUCGAUAUUUCAGAGUAUAAGGAUGAUGAAUGGGUCCCUUUCAAGGCAAACGAUGUUCAACUCGAAGUGAUUAUGUUAGAUCCUUAUAUUCGUACCACAUUGAAGCAAGUUACCGUUCCCGGAGAAUCCUUUGGAAGAUUUGAAGCCAACUUACGUCUACCUGAUCAUUACGGUGUUUUCACUUUUAAGGUUAACUACAAACGUUCGGGUCUCACCUAUAUCUUGGCUGAAGACCAAGUCUCUAUUAGACCUCUCAGACACAAUGAAUACCCUCGUUUCUUAACUGCCGCUUAUCCUUAUUAUGCAUCCACUGGUUCUAUGAUUGCUGGUUUCCUUUUAUUCAGCGCUGUUUGGUUAUCCACCUGGGGAAAGAGUUCUAUCAAGGCCACUAAAGCCAAGGCUAAUUAA